Molecule: messenger RNA, 4102 nt
Organism: Aethina tumida (small hive beetle)
Lineage: Eukaryota; Metazoa; Arthropoda; Insecta; Coleoptera; Nitidulidae
Exons: 23
Coding region: 245-4051 (1268 amino acids)
Biological process (GO): transmembrane transport
Cellular component (GO): plasma membrane
Molecular function (GO): ATP binding; ABC-type transporter activity; ATP hydrolysis activity
Source: RefSeq, a predicted model, not a curated record
AAUAAAUUAUCAGUAUACGUAAGUAUCAACGAAAAGGGCAUUUUUUUUAAUUUACAAGAUCGACCACAUACCAAACAGAAUUUCUAAAGUAAAUACCAGUACGCUUAAUCACACUGUUGCUACAGUUUUGAGAUAAAAAAUUAACGGUUAUCUCUGUGCAAAUAGUGGUUAAUUUAAUUACUGAAAACGUGCUUAGAUGGGACACGCAAAAGUGUAGAAGUGGUAGCACGUAAAAAAGUUUACGAUGUCUAAGGUGGUCAGUGAAAAUGUGCCCCUUUUGCCAAAAUCUUCACAGGAUAAUAACGGGAGCAUUAGUGACGAUGAUAGUUCGGAGUCUUUAUCAGCCAAACUAAGUUCGUUUAGGAUUCCCAUUUAUGGUACGGACUCGAGCAGGAUUAAAAGUGUCGUGCCAAUAAAUCAAAGGAUUACGUAUUCUUGGCACGACUUGAACGUUUUCACACAACAAAACCGGGAAAUCCGGAAGAGAUGUUUCAACUUUGGACGGACGAUUGAAGAUGCACCAGUCAAACACAUAUUGAAGAAUGUGAGCGGAAUCGCUUAUCCGGGUGAAUUGCUGGCAAUUCUCGGUUCCAGCGGUUCGGGCAAGACGACGCUGCUGAACGCGCUGAAUUUCAGAUCGAGCACGAACAUAACGGUGACGGGAACGCGAUGCGUGAACGACGUCCCAGUGGCCUCCAGAUCCCUCACCAGCCAAUCGGCCUACGUUCAACAGGACGACUUAUUUAUCGGCACACUAACAGUUCGCGAACAUCUCGUCUUUCAGGCGCUUCUGCGAAUGGAUAAACACAUCUCCCUUGAAGGAAGGAUGCAGCGUGUUAAUGAAGUCAUUGCGGAGUUGUCGUUGAAUAAGUGCGAAAACACCCGGAUAGGGACGCCGGGUCGAGUGAAGGGCAUCUCAGGUGGUGAACAAAAACGCCUUUCCUUCGCCUCGGAGGUUCUCACAAAUCCAGCGUUGAUGUUUUGUGACGAACCAACAUCAGGGCUGGACUCCUUCAUUGCCUUAAACGUGGUACAAGUGCUGAAGGGCAUGGCUCAAUCAGGGAAGACCGUCAUAUGCACUAUACACCAGCCCUCUUCAGAAUUGUACGCGAUGUUUGACAAGCUACUGCUCAUGGCCGAGGGGAGGGUCGCUUUCCUAGGGACUCCUGAAGAAGCCGACCUGUUUUUUACCGAAAUUGAGGCACCGUGCCCAAACAACUACAAUCCUGCUGAUUAUUUCGUCCAAUUAUUGGCAAUUGCGCCCGGAAAAGAGACUGCAUGCAGACAAGCUGUCGAUCAAAUCUGUCAAAGUUUCAAAGAAAGUGAUUUGGGAGUGAAAAUAGAACUUGAAUCAGCACCUACAAGCAAAAAUGGGUUUAGUGACUCUUGGUCCACCACCGAGUACAAAAGUCCAUACAAAGCAAAUUGGUUGGCUCAAUUCAGGGCUGUGGUUUGGAGGUCUUGGUUGAACGUGAUCAAAGAGCCACUGUUAAUUAAAGUUCGCCUUGUACAAACCAUUAUGGUCUCGUUGAUUAUUGGAGCCAUUUACUCAGGCCAGCAACUAACCCAAGACGGAGUUAUGAAUAUCAACGGUGUUCUUUUUAUAUUUCUAACAAAUAUGACAUUUCAGAACGUUUUUGCAGUUAUCAACGUGUUCUGUUCAGAGUUGCCGAUAUUUCUUCGGGAGAACAGAAACGGAAUGUACAGAACGGAUGUAUAUUUUCUGAGCAAAACAGUAGCCGAAUUCCCAAUAUUUAUAGCCAUGCCUAUGAUGUUUACAGCAAUAUGUUACUAUAUAAUUGGUUUGAAUCCAGAAAUUACACGUUUCUUUCUGGCCUGUGCAAUUGUAACUUUGGUAGCGAAUGUUUCCACCAGUUUUGGUUAUCUGAUAUCCUGUGCAUCGGGCAGCGUUUCGAUGGCGUUCUCAGUGGGCCCGCCCCUCAUCAUUCCCUUUCUGCUCUUCGGUGGCUUCUUCCUGAAUAUCAAUUCGAUACCGUUUUAUUUCACCUGGAUAUCAUAUCUUUCCUGGUUCAGAUAUGGAAAUGAGGCGCUUCUAAUAAAUCAGUGGAGCAACGUCACAGACAUAAAUUGUCCCACUGUCAAUUCUACAUGUCCCAGGGACGGGCAUGUUGUACUUGAAGUGUACCAUUUUGAUGAGAGCUAUGACGCCAGUACAGACACAAUAAACUGUCCGAUUUAUCAGGGGCGAAGUGGUUACAGCAGAUGGUCACCGAUAGAAGAGGGCAUUACCAUCUCAUGGGACGACCUCAGUGUGUUCGCUAAAGUCAAAAAGACCAGCAACAAUAAAGGCUACAAAAGAAUUGUGAAUGGCGUGUCCGGAGCUGUCAAACCUGGAAGCCUGGUGGCUCUGAUGGGUUCCAGCGGAGCUGGAAAGAGCACCUUCAUGGGGGCACUUGCAAACAGAUUGCCAGUGGGAAUGGAAUACGAUGGUACCAUUCUCAUCAAUGGUAGAAAAACUGGUGAUUACAUGAAGUAUUUGAGUGGUUACAUGCACCAAGACGAUUUGUUUGUGGCCAGCCUUACAGUAGCUGAACAUAUGAGCAUAAUGGCACGAUUGAAGCUGGACAGAAGGACUUCAUACGUAGACAGACAGAAGAAAAUUCAUGAAAUCCUCAGGAAUCUGGGUCUUAUGAAAUGUUUGAAUACUAGAAUUGGUGGCAUUGGAAAUGGAAAGUCCUUGUCUGGUGGUGAGAAGAAGCGACUGUCAUUCGCUACUGAAUUGUUGACUGACCCCCCAAUUUUGUUUUGUGAUGAGCCCACAACGGGGUUGGACUCUUACUCAGCUGAAACUUUAGUGAAAAUGAUGAACAAAAUGUCAGCCCAAGGCAAAACUAUCAUUUGCACAAUUCAUCAACCUUCAUCAGGCAUAUUCACGAUGUUCAGCCAAGUAAUUUUGCUGGCAGAAGGCAGAAUCGCUUACAUGGGCUCAAUUUCCAACGCCAUUGAAUUUUUCAACGGUUUGGGUUAUAAAUGUCCGACCUCCUACAAUCCAUCGGAGUUCUUCAUAAAAACUCUGUCUACUACGCCGGGUUACGAGGAUAAUAAAAAGGUUGUAAAAAAUAUUUGCGACAAUUUCGCGGUGAGUGACUAUGCAAAAGAAGUCGACGUUGUGCUGCAGUACGAACUUUACAAAACCAGUUGCGACACCGUCAAGCCGUAUACGUUGAAGAAGAAUUACAAGGAACUUUACUGGUGGUCGAAGUUGUAUUGGCUGACGCAUCGAUCCUUCUUGGAUAUAUUGAGGAACCCUUCCAUCCAGGGCAUGAGAAUAUUACAGAAAAUUGGAAUAGCCAUAAUGGUAGGCCUGUGUUAUUUGGGAACAGACCCUUACACACAAGCAGGAGUUCAGUCCGUGCAAGGAGCAAUUUUUAUGAUAGUAACGGAAAACACAUUUAAUCCAAUGUACUCGGUGUUGGCUGAAUUUCCUGAAACUACUCCUCUAUUCCUGAGAGAAUACAGAUCAGGGCUUUACCACCCGUUAUUAUAUUACCUCUGCAGAAUAUUAUCAAUGUUACCUGGAUUAAUACUCGAGCCGGUCAUUUAUGUAAUUAUCUGUUAUAAAUUGUCUGGAUUAAUGUCCACAACUUAUGCACUAAUGAUGUCCAUACUUGCCGGAGUUUUGACCAUGAACGUCUCAACGUCUUGUGGAGUGUUUUUUGCCAACGCCUUUGAUUCAGCACCAGCAGGAAUGGCAUAUUUGGUACCCUUCGAUUAUGUCCUCAUGGUCACUUCAGGGUUAUUCAUUAAGCUGAGUACCUUACCACAAUUCCUCACUUGGACACAAUACUUAUCCUGGCUGAAGUACUCCACCGAAUCCCUCAGCAUAAUCCAAUGGCAAGGCGUACGAAAUAUAACUUGCGAAACCGAAGGCACGGACAUUCCUUGCUUGCGCGACGGCAAUCAGGUAUUGGAAAAAUUCAGCUUUUCCGAAGACAAUCUGACACGCGAUCUUUGGAAUAUGGUGUUUUUAUGCCUCACUUUCUACAUUCUCGGCUAUUUCUGUCUUUGGAUUAAAAUACGGAGGAAAUGAUUUGUAUGUGUAUGUGCGAGCACACCGAAUAAACGGCGGAAAACCUGAAAA